AUGCCAGUCCGUCAGAUCAAGGCUGAAGAGGCGAGCGAAGCCGUCCGCGCCGACCUGGUGCAGGUCAUGGCCGCGUCGUUCUUGACCUAUAAGCCUUGGACAGGCAUGUGGGGCGACGAGCGCGCGUUUACGGAGAAGCUGUUCGUCAGUGUCGUCGACAACGCGUUCGAGAAGUGGGAGGUUUGGGUUGCUGAGGACGACGAGAAGGAUAAGGUCCUGGGCGUUGCAAUGUGGUGUCCUCCCGGCGUGGGGUUUGACACUGCCUUCCUCCGCCCGUCCAUCGCCGACCUCCCCGCACCACUCAAGCACCACUUCAUCUCGCACGUCUCCCCCCAAUUCCGGGCACUCGAUGAUGUCCUCCCUGGCCACGACACAGAGUGGUGGUACCUCGCCUUCCUCGCAACCCACCCCGACGCCAAGGGCAAAGGCGUCGGCACUGCCCUCCUGCAGUCCGGUGCGGAGAGGGCUGGAUCAACCCCCCAAGCCCUGAGUACCGGGAAUGACGAAAACCAGCAUUUCUACGAGGGCAGGGGAUAUGUCAAGCGCGGCCAAGUCGGAGCCGUCCUUCACGACGGCUACGACUGGACAGAGAGGUUGAUGGUGUGUCCCGGCGACGCCGAGAUCUAG
Molecule: messenger RNA, 627 nt
Organism: Cutaneotrichosporon cavernicola
Lineage: Eukaryota; Fungi; Basidiomycota; Tremellomycetes; Trichosporonales; Trichosporonaceae
Exons: 3
Coding region: 1-627 (208 amino acids)
Molecular function (GO): acyltransferase activity, transferring groups other than amino-acyl groups
Source: RefSeq, a predicted model, not a curated record